This is a messenger RNA of Leptomonas pyrrhocoris, 2541 nucleotides long. Its product is annotated as membrane-bound acid phosphatase 2. The transcript has a single exon. Bases 111 to 1730 code for a protein of 539 amino acids. Gene Ontology annotation, biological process: dephosphorylation. Lineage: Eukaryota; Euglenozoa; Kinetoplastea; Trypanosomatida; Trypanosomatidae. Gene Ontology annotation, cellular component: membrane. Gene Ontology annotation, molecular function: phosphatase activity. The record is from RefSeq and is a predicted model, not a curated record.
GCAACUCAACACGCUUUCCGCUUCCGUGCUCAGCUACGUGUUUUGUCCUUUUCGUUUUCUCUGUUUAAGACCUGGUAGCCUUUUUCAAUUCUUUCCUCGUCACCUUCACCAUGAGAUCCGUUUACGUUUUUUUGCAGGCUGUGCUGCUGCUGUGCCUCCCCGCCGUGGUACUUGGAGCUCCAGAUUUAAAGCUCGUCAUGGUUCAGCUGCUCCAUCGGCACGGUGCGCGCGCAGCAGAGACGACUUUCAACAUGACACAGAUCUGUGGUGACACACCGUGCGGUUACCUCUCCUGGGCAGGCAUUAAGAUGCUCAAUAACACUGGCGCCUUCCUGCGCAACCGGUACAACACUGACCCAACUGUGGUGACAGAGCCAAUGUUCCCUUCCCUGGAUUAUGAUCUGGACGUUGCCUACAGCCGAUCAACGGACGUACUGCGCACCUUGCAGAGCGCAGAGUCGUUCCUACGUGGAUUCUUUCCCAACCUGACGUCGCUCUACCCUGCAAUCCACACCAUGCCCGAGAACGACGACUACCUGCUCUACACCAACUACGCCCCGCAAUACCAAUUCUUCUACAACAUCGAUAAGCCCAGUGUGCGCAGCGUAUGCAAUCCUACCACGGACAAGAACUUCCCCGACUUCAAAACGCUCACUGAUAUUGGCAAAGAGGUUUACAGUGAAGGGUAUUGCAGCACCUUCGAGACACGCUCGGACUGUGCACGAAAGCUUUUCGAUAUCGCUGCCGCCAUGGAUUCAGUUGGCACUCUUGACGCUGCAAAACAGCCCCUACUGAAAAAGUACAAGAAUGCUCUAGCCGAGUCCGCGAGAGUUCUUUUUGAAAAGGAGUACGAGUACGAUCGCACCAACACGCGGUGCCUGAUGCAAGGCAGUGCUGGUCAGCCCAUCUUGCAGGAGUUCGUCACCAACAUCAACACCGCCAUCACCGCGAAGCUGGCAGGCACGACAACGUAUAAACUGUUCCACUACAGCGCGCAUGACACCACUCUUUCACGCAUUGCGUGCUCGCUGCAGGACAAAGCCGAUGAUGGACUGCUGCCGCCCUUCUCGCAGGUUCUGGUGCUGGAGCUGCUGGAGAAUGAGACGGACAAGACAUUCUACGUGCGCGUGCUGCGCGGCCACCCCGGGCAGUCGCCCGACACGGAAUUUAAGUUCGACUGGGAGAAGGACUGGAGUCUGACGUGCAUGGACGCGUGGCAGACUGCGUACCCCGCGAAGGACAACACGUGCCCUGUUGCCGACUUUGCGAGGUUUGUGCAGUGGAGCGCUGCGCCGGCGACGUCGAAGGGGUACUGCUACCUGGACGAGAAGUACCAGGAGCUGAUGGCCUGCCCCAAGGGUGGGAUCCACGCCGGAGAUGCGUACCAGCCGCUGUCCUCCGCGUGCCAGUACUACCGCAAUCGCUGCCCUGCGUACUCGUGCGAGGAGGGGUAUUUGCUGAACAGCGUCUCGCAGCAGUGCGUGUGUGUGUCGUCGUCGUGCAGCGCACAGGCCCCAGGGACCGGUGAGUUGGCGGCCCGCUUCGCCGACGAGGACGACGAGGACGACGAUGAGACGACGUUGCUGCAGACCUCCGGAAUGACGAGCGCUUCUGUUGCGGCUGUCGCGCUUGGGUCUUUGUGUGUGGGGGUCCUGGUGGCUGCGUUCAUCACGAGCGCUGUGUGCCUGUGCAGCCGGCGUCCUCGGUACGCGCAGGUAGAGCAUGCCUAAGGCAGCGGCUGUCGUCGUCGUCCACGUGAGUUUCGGCACGGCUGGCUCCGUGGUGGAGAGUCAAUCGUGGCAAGGAAACACCAAAAUAUUUUCUUUUUAAAUCCUUUUUUUUUUGGCUUUCAAGAUUGCGGCUGCGAGGUAUGCCCUUCUUUUCCCAAAAUGUUUUACAUUCGCUUUGGUUUGUGAAGCUCAAAACAGCAACAGCUGCAAAAAAAAAAACGAACUUUUUUUGUCCAUUUUUAAAUUUCUUUCAAAUAAUCUGAAACGCUUGCUUAGAGAGAAACGGGUGCGUUCCGUUGGCAGCAGGAAGCGCACGCACACAGUGAGUUCGGUACACGGUAGAAAGACGGAGCUUUGGUGCCGCCGCUGAGUUUUUCUCUGUCGAUUCUUUAACUUUUUAUGUUUUCUCUGUCUAACUCAGGUGAUACAUAGAAAGCGGAAAAUGCAUAUUAUUCAUAACUAUGUGGAAUAAAUGAGCUUCUCCUGGAAAUAUUUUCCUAAGGAGGUAUUAACUAGAAAGUGCAUUGAAAAGCUGAACUUUUCAUGAGGUUCCUCUUAGUUCUUCUCGACCCUCCCUCUUGUAGUGUUUUCAAGUCUUGAAAGGUGGUGCUUGUUGAAAGGGACGACCUUUAUUGAUAUAAUACGCGUAUUAGCAGCACGUUUUGAAAGUAAUCUUUCACGAAACAAUGAAACAUGCUUCGUCUAGGCUACGACAAAUGACAUCUACAGAGUUUCAAGCAACGUUUUCCCUCUUUUUUCUUCUUGUAGCUCUUUGAUGCAGGUGUAUAAACUCUGUUUCUUUUUCCAGUAU